Molecule: messenger RNA, 1880 nt
Organism: Brassica oleracea var. oleracea
Lineage: Eukaryota; Viridiplantae; Streptophyta; Magnoliopsida; Brassicales; Brassicaceae
Product: protein TRANSPARENT TESTA 12-like
Exons: 7
Coding region: 145-1680 (511 amino acids)
Biological process (GO): xenobiotic detoxification by transmembrane export across the plasma membrane
Cellular component (GO): membrane
Molecular function (GO): antiporter activity; xenobiotic transmembrane transporter activity
Source: RefSeq, a predicted model, not a curated record
UACAUAAAACUAUUUGUAGAUUGUCUUGAAGCCGCCACUCGCCGCCCUCCAAAAAACCUACACAAGAAUACACAAAACCACACACAUCCUUAGGCGAUAAUCUAAUAACAGAACACCGCCCAAAAAAUAAGAGAGAGCUUCUUCAUGGCCGCAUCUCAAAACGAUGGCGUAUACCAACCGCUUCUCCACCCUCAGUCUGAUGGAACGGUGCCGCUUUCUCCUUCGACGGAGUCUAGCAACGGCGAGCUAGAGAGAGUGCUUUCCGACGUGGAAACUCCGUUGUUUCACCGCCUUCGUAAGGCCACAAUGAUUGAAUCCAAGCUUCUCUUCAAACUUGCUGCGCCUGCGGUCAUCGUGUACAUGAUAAACUACCUCAUGUCCAUGUCCACUCAAAUAUUCUCUGGCCAUCUCGGAAACCUAGAACUCGCUGCCGCUUCACUUGGUAACACCGGGAUACAAAUCUUCGCAUACGGUCUCAUGUUAGGAAUGGGUAGUGCGGUAGAAACGUUGUGUGGUCAAGCGUUUGGAGGUAGAAAAUACGAGAUGCUUGGCAUAUAUCUCCAGAGAUCCACCGUGUUACUCACUCUCACCGGCGUUCUCCUAACGUUAAUCUACGUCUUCUCCAAACCCAUUUUGCUUUUCCUCGGAGAGUCGCCGGAGAUAGCUUCCGCCGCGUCUAUCUUCGUAUACGGCCUUAUCCCUCAAAUCUUUGCCUACGCCGUUAACUUCCCUAUCCAAAAGUUUCUACAGUCGCAAAGCAUCGUUGCUCCGAGUGCUUACAUCUCAACGGCCACGCUCUUCGUUCACCUUCUCUUAAGCUGGCUCGCUAUAUACAAGCUUGGCAUGGGGCUUCUUGGAGCGUCGCUGGUGCUCAGCCUCUCGUGGUGGAUUAUUGUGGUGGCUCAGUUUGUUUACAUCGUGACGAGUGAUCGGUGUCGUGAGACGUGGAGAGGGUUUAGUGUGCAGGCGUUCUCGGGGCUACCGAGUUUUUUCAAACUCUCCGCCGCCUCCUCCGUGAUGCUAUGCCUUGAAACUUGGUAUUUUCAGAUUCUCGUUCUUCUCGCCGGACUUCUCGAGAAUCCGGAGCUAGCUCUUGAUUCUCUCUCCAUUUGCAUGACGAUUUCAGGAUGGGUGUUUAUGAUAUCUGUUGGAUUCAACGCAGCGAUAAGUGUAAGAGUGAGCAAUGAAUUGGGAGCUGGAAACCCUAAAUCAGCAUCGUUUUCUGUUAUCAUCGUCAACAUAUAUUCGUUAAUCACAUGUGUGAUCUUAGCCAUUGUGAUCUUGGCGUUCCGUGACGUCUUGAGCUAUGCUUUCACCGAAGGUGAAGAAGUUUCAGCUGCAGUUUCUGAUCUCUGCCCGCUUCUUGCUUUAACGCUUGUCCUCAAUGGAAUCCAACCCGUCCUUUCUGGUGUGGCGGUUGGAUGCGGUUGGCAAACGUUUGUGGCCAAAGUUAACGUUGGAUGUUACUACAUUAUCGGAAUUCCUCUUGGGGCUCUCUUUGGAUUUUACUUCAAGUUCGAUGCCAAGGGUAUAUGGACGGGAAUGAUAUGUGGAACUCUUAUACAAACUGUUAUUUUAGCAUGGGUCACGUUUCGAACAGACUGGACAAAAGAGGUGGAAGAAGCUUCUAAAAGGUUGAACAAAUGGAGCAACAAGAAACUGGAAGUGGUUCCCGAAUGAACCGAUUGGAUUCAUCGUUUUAAAUUAAAAAUGGUCCUAGUGCUCAAGUUAACCGGUGAGUUGAUACAAUAGGACAUGGAUAUCAUCUCUUAAACCUCUUCAAUUCGGUCUAAGCUUUCAUUAAUUUAUGUGUUUGCUUAAAAUAAACAACAAUUAGGUGAUGUAUCUUGAAUGUCAAAUUAAAAUUGUUAAUUGCUUUA